Messenger RNA from Rhagoletis zephyria (snowberry fruit fly), 2171 nucleotides. RefSeq names its product Ionotropic receptor 7c (gene Ir7c). The record is from RefSeq and is a predicted model, not a curated record. Gene Ontology annotation, cellular component: membrane. Lineage: Eukaryota; Metazoa; Arthropoda; Insecta; Diptera; Tephritidae. Gene Ontology annotation, molecular function: ligand-gated monoatomic ion channel activity.
UUGGACUAUUCUGAUUUUCUGCUACAAUUGAAAUGGAUAUUAUACUUCGUGACCUCGGCAGAGUUGAAUUUGAAAAAACCGGAAAUUAUACUCUAAUACUGGCCAUUGCUUGGACCAUUCUGAAUGUGUAUGCCAAGUAUCCUUCGACGACGUUGAUUAUUUCGCAGUAUGCCAGCGAACUGCAGAGCAACUUGCAUCAAGCGGAGCUGAUCGAUGCAUUAAUGGUGUAUUUAGAAAAGCGCCAUCAUCAUGUCUACAUCAUGGAGCAGGAGAAAAUGUUCGAUGAUGUGGAUAGAAGCGAGUGGGGUGACAUUUCCGAUACAGCGAUUUGGUUCAUAGAUAGUUGGAACUCAUUUGGUGCUUUGGCAAAGGAUUUGGAUCAUCCGCAAAGUGCAUACCAACGCAGUGGUUGGUUUCUGAUUGUCUACACCGGCACCGAACCGGAGCGUUUAGAAACCGUCAAGAAUAUAUUUAGCCGAUUGUUUGAACUCUUCUUUGUAAAUGUCAAUGUGUUCUUGUUGAUGGAUGCAACGCCAUUUGUCUAUACAUAUUUCCCAUUUUCACGCACCAAAUGUCAUUCGGCCAAGCCAGAGUUAUUGAUGUCCUUUCGAAACAAGCGCCCAAGAUAUAUCCACAAAAGCCACAGACGUUUUUUCCCGCCCAAAGUGAACAAUCUGCAUGGCUGCGAGUUAGGGGUAAUAACAUGGCACGACCCACCUUUCAUGAUUUUGAAAACAGUUGAAGAGACCGGACAUAUCGUAUCGAUUGAUGGCAUCGAAGGCAUGUUAAUAAGCCUUCUUUCUGAGGCUAUGAAUUUUGGUAUACGAAUUGUGGAUCCACAACCGCAUGAUCGUGGCGCUAUUUACGCAAAUGGCACGCUUACAGGUGUUACAAGAAUGCUAUUCGGCAGCAAGCGAUUGGUUUCGUUUGUUUUUGGGAAAGCCAAUCGAUUUCCCUUCAGUAAUCUGUGGGCCUCGCUGUAUGGUGGUGGUGUUAUCCACAAUCAUUUGCCAUACCGCAACUUUUCGCGAUAUCUUCUGGGCUUGUGGCUGCUAUGCACAUUGGUUUUGCGCUCCGCCUACACCGGCCAGCUCUUCAUUAUGCUGCAGGAUGGACGCGCACUAACACCUUUGAAAACAUUCCAAGAGAUAUUCGAAAAAAAGUUCGUAGUCAAUACAGCUCCUGUACUUACCGAGCUGCUAACAUCGGUGAUGGGCAAUGUUGCUGUUGUUAACAUCGAUGGUGGUAACAACUCAAUGCCUAUGAUAUUGAAACGUAUAGCACGAGGCUCGAAAGAGAUAUUGAGCAUAAUCGAACCGGCUGUGAUGUAUUAUAAUUACCAACAGGAAACUGAGGAUGAACGGGUGGCGAUUUUGCCCCAAAAGUUGAUAAUGACACCACUGACAAUGUACAUGCGGAAGCAUUCCUAUCUAACCUUACCGAUCAACGCCAAACUGCUCGAUUUCAUUGAUUUGGGCAUAAUAAAUAAGUUUGAGAAUCGUUAUCGCUUGCCCGACUCUGCCACACAUUGUGGCCACAUAGAGCCGAUUGUAAUCAAUCGAUUCAAUGGACACACUUUCGAUAGUUCGGAUAUUUUUCCACGCAAAUUAUUAAAUUUCUAUGGUUGUGCGCUGAGGGCGGCUUUAUGGGAUGUGCCGCCAUAUUUAUCGCUUGAAAGUAAUGUUGAGGGUGCGAGUCGUAUUUUAGGCGGAUUCGAGGGAAAUUUCUUGCUGACUUUGUCCAGGAAAUUAAAUUUUACAAUAGACAUUAAAAUUCCACCAAAUAAUGAAAGACGUGGUCAACAUGUAAAUAAGGAGUGGACUGGUGCAAUGGGAAUGGAGUCACGUCGUGAUGUCGCCUUCAUUGGACCUUCUAAUUUUCUCUACUACUAUAUGCACGCCGAGAAAAAGUAUGCAUUUUUUAAAAUAUUAAAACAGAAAGUUUUAAACUUGCACACCACAAUAUAUCUCACGAAACACUCUUACCUUAUCGAUGAGUUCCAGAAUCAGAUUUUGUGGAUGCAAGCGGCUGGUCUCAUUGAUGCCUGGGCUCGCUGGGAGUUGUACGAUGAUAAAAAGGAUCUGAGCGAAUUUGGGGAGGAUGAUAUGCAGGAAGCUAAGGAACUCUACAUACUGAUUAUAAUCGGAACGUAUGAAGGUAAAAUGGAUUAG